Messenger RNA from Adineta steineri, 761 nucleotides. The record is from the annotation of a GenBank genome assembly. NCBI's taxonomy places the organism in Eukaryota, Metazoa, Rotifera, Eurotatoria, Adinetida, Adinetidae.
AUGUCAUAUCGAUCUGAUUAUACACGAGAUCGUCGCAAUGCUCUAACAGAUACUUCAUUAGUAUCUGUCAGAGGUAAUAGAUUUUGUCAAACACAAAAUUAUCAUCAAUUAGCUGAACGUAUUCGUGAACUUGAAAAAGAAAUUGUACCUGAUCUUCGUUUUACUCAUGUAUCAUCAGCGUAUUCACCGUAUUCAGCUCUAACACCAUGUUCAUAUAUUAGUAGUGGUUGUAUGUCAAAUUAUUCUCGUCCACAUAAUUUAAUCUCACCAAAUUCAUUUAUACCACAACAACGAUUUGAUUUAUCUUCAAGAGUUCUUGAACGUGCUCAUCAUAUACCUGAACGUUUUUGGACUGAUUGGCAACAAAAACGAAUGCAACAUCGAAUAGAUGAACUGGAAUCUAUAAAAAGAAAUUUAACAAAUACAAAUGAAAAUAAUUCAGCAACAAUAAAUCGUCGAAAAAGUUUAUUAUUACUUCAUGACAUGCAAUCUCAUAUUAAUUCAUCUGACUCUAUGGCUUUUACCACACCAAUAUCAUCAAGUAUUGAUAAUGAAACAUCUUCAUCAAGUUCUGAUGAUUAUAAUCUCUUUAAUUUCAAGCAACGAUCAAUAGAUAAUAAUACAUCUGAGCCAAUAACUCCUAUAUCACCUCUUGGAAAAUCUCUAUCAAAACUUGAUCGUUCUAAUUUAACUAUAUUUUUACCAUUUUCUAAUACAAAUUUACUACCAAAACAAACAAUAUCUACUCAAACGUAUCAUCA